Messenger RNA from Miscanthus lutarioriparius, 912 nucleotides. The record is from the annotation of a GenBank genome assembly. Lineage: Eukaryota; Viridiplantae; Streptophyta; Magnoliopsida; Poales; Poaceae.
AUGGCUAUGGUUUCCACUGUCACUGUUGCUUCUUCUCUCCGCCUCGCCAUUCCCCUCCUGUCUGCACCGUCCUCCUCAUCCUCCAAUACCUUUCGCUUCCCUCUCCACUUGUACCAGCACGGCUCUUUGCCUCGCCGAAAUCCAUACCAAAGAGGCCCUAACAAUCAUUACUGCAGGCCGCCCAGCCUUAAUUGGCAUGUCCGCACUACAGCCCAGAAGAAACGGCCCGCCACUAAAGAAUUCAGAAGGAAAGCAGAAGGCAGCGGCAGCCUAGUCGAUCUAUCCGUGGCCCAUGGGCUUCCUGACAGGGUCGGAAUGGGAUUCGGAGUCCAGAUGCGUUUCCGUUUCCCUCCGAAGGUAUAUACGUGUCAUACGGCCCAAUACGUCCUCCCAAGUCCAUCCGGAUCCGCCUCCUCCAUCGAUCUCGCUUCCUUGCCGCCGCCGCAUCCUUCUUGCUCAUCUGGCGGUGCCGGAGACUGCAGUUUCUUCGACGGGUCCGCCCGGACUCCGGAGAUGUCGCUCCGAUACAUCUAUCGGCGGCAACCGCGCGCGAUGGGAGCGCGUGGCCGCCGUAACCUCAGGAGCAAGAGGACGAGCAAGGAUGCGUCGGCGUCGGCGGAGGGGGGUGACCACGGCGAAGAUACGAUGAAGAGGAAUAGUAAGAAGGAUCAAUUCCCUUCGACGAAGCCCACGGUGCAGGAGGAGGAGGAUGCCCAGCCGCCCGGCGCCGGCAAGAAGGAGAAGAAGAAGAGGGUGGUGAGGGAGAGGCUGCCGCAGGGUCUCAUCGACGUAAUGAUUGCAAAUUCCUGGACGGUCUACGAGAUCCCCAGCGAGAGGUUGGCACAGCGUUUGCGGACUAUGCCGAAAGAAAGGCUGAAACCGAGAAGAUGGUGGCCUACGAGCAGGCCCUGA